Lates calcarifer (barramundi perch) is the source of this 7793-nucleotide messenger RNA. RefSeq names its product musashi RNA-binding protein 2b (gene msi2b). The transcript is spliced from 15 exons. Bases 658 to 1908 code for a protein of 416 amino acids. Gene Ontology annotation, cellular component: cytoplasm. Lineage: Eukaryota; Metazoa; Chordata; Actinopteri; Centropomidae. Gene Ontology annotation, molecular function: RNA binding. The record is from RefSeq and is a predicted model, not a curated record.
UCAGUUUUAUUGCACUGGUAAUCAAUAUUUUCAUUUCAUCUGACCUGUGGUAAGUCACGGAAAAACACACCUGUAAUACAACAGAAGUCUAAUACAGAGUCUCUUUCGAUGUCUUUAGUAUAGGGAUAUUUGGGACAUGCCCAAAUAGAUGAUAAAAAUGAUGCCAUUCUCACAAAAAAAAGUUUCAUGAAGUUUCCCUCUAAGCAGUCUGCUGCAGUCUGUCAUUGCUCCCUUGGACAUACCUGCUGUGCGUGCAGGUAACUGACAGUCCCUCGGCUUAUUCUAACCUUAGUGAAGCAGCUGUGUACAUGAUGUCAUUGUGUUGAUCACAUGUUAAAGUUGCAUCUCAGGCAUGAGUGAUCACCUCCCUUGAUUAUCGUGUUUUGGGAGGGAGGCAGCCCGUCCCCUGAUGCUACAUGUCCUUUAAUUGAGAGUCUGACAGAAUGCACAGUUCUAUUAGCAGUUAUUGUGGGCGGGAUGUGGAAAAUUGACGUCAGUGUGGUUGGUCGGUGACGGUGGAGGAGGGACCACAGACCGAACUGAUCCCACGUGUGACGGAGCGCUGCAUUCCCGGCUCACUGACACUGAAGCUCCGCUCCGUCUGCCGACCUACCGCCUGUGUGUAUUCGUUAGUCACUGCCUGUAGCUGGGUCAGAUAUGGAAGGAGACGGGAGCCAAGCCACGUCUGGAAACCCGACUGAUCCGCAGCACGACCCGGGGAAAAUGUUUAUUGGUGGCCUCAGCUGGCAAACUUCACCAGACAGCCUUAGAGAUUAUUUUAGUAAAUUCGGGGAAAUCAGAGAAUGUAUGGUGAUGAGAGACCCAACGACAAAACGUUCCAGGGGCUUUGGCUUCAUCACUUUUGCAGAUGCUGCCAGCGUAGAUAAAGUCUUGGCACAGCCGCACCACGAGUUAGACUCUAAAAUGAUUGACCCUAAAGUUGCCUUUCCUAGACGUGCUCAGCCCAAGAUGGUCACGAGAACAAAGAAAAUAUUUGUAGGAGGAUUAUCAGCCAACACAGUAAUUGAAGAUGUGAAGCAGUAUUUUGAACAGUUUGGCAAGGUAGAGGACGCCAUGCUAAUGUUUGACAAAACCACAAACCGACACAGAGGUUUUGGCUUUGUAACAUUUGAAAUUGAGGAUGUGGUGGAGAAAGUCUGCGAGAUCCAUUUUCAUGAAAUCAAUAAUAAAAUGGUAGAAUGCAAAAAGGCCCAGCCAAAGGAAGUGAUGUUUCCUCCAGGGACGCGAGGUCGGGCCAGGGGCCUACCAUACACAAUGGAUGCCUUCAUGCUGGGCAUGGGCAUGCUGAGUUAUCCUAACAUUGUAGCUACAUAUGGCAGAGGCUACACUGGCUUUGCACCAAGCUAUAGCUACCAGUUCCCUGGCUUCCCAGCUACAGCAUACGGACCAGUGACAGCAGCGGCGGUAGCAGCAGCUCGUGGCUCAGGUAGGGGGACCCGUGGAAGAGGCGGCGGCUACACGGCAUACGGGCAGAACGCAGGGGCAGGGUUCCCUGAUUAUGGGUUGUAUUCCGCGGCCGGGGCCAGCGGUGACGUGCGGGGAGGAGCACCCUACUCCCUGGCUGACUAUGGCUCAAUGGGGGCCCAGGCGGCUGCUCAAAUCCUGCCAAGUGAGCAUGCCAGCUCGGCCUGCAACUCUCCCACCUCCCUCCAGCACCACCUGCACAGCCCGGACCCUUUUAAGAGCCCAGGAACCAACCCAGCUCGGCCUGGAGCCUUUCCUGGUGCCAACAGUCCUGGUCCUGUAGCUGACCUCUAUGGAACUGCCAGUCAGGACUCUGGUGUGGGCAACUACAUCAGUGCCACCAGCCCUCAACCAGGCUCUGGCUUCAGCCACAGCAUUGCUGGUCCAUUGAUUGCGACAGCUUUUACAAAUGGAUACCAUUGAAAGCUAACAGGUGACUGGUUGCCAUCUCAUUUGAGGUGAUGCCAUCCAGCGCUAACCACUACAGCAUCCACGCAGUGAGCCAGGGUGGGGGUGGUACCAGAUGAAGAACAGCUCGAAAAACAAAAGUCAAAAUCAUCACUGAAAAAAGAUGACAGCCUGCUCUGCUAUAAAGCCUGACCUGCUAUUGAGAUCCUUCUGACCGUACUGUAGUCCCUCUGACUGUACUGUAGUCCAGUAUCAUUGUGUAGAGAUUUGCUGGUUCAGAUUUUACUUUUGAUGAUUUGUUUCCUUGAUUUAAAUUGCUUUUCUUGAAUUAUGAUCUUUUUUGGUUUUGAUUUGAAAUCAGUAAUGAAAAAUUCUUUUGAGUGUUUAGUUCUGAUUCUUGUAUGUGUACAUUUGUUUCUUUUGAUCCUCACGUGAAAAAGCAAUGUACGUGUCACUACACCUUUUUGUACGUGUCCCUGCUGAGACACUGUGGAUACUCGUCUUUUUUUUUGUCUUUGAGUGAUUGAAAGGUUGUCAGUUUGCACAUACAGAGACAUCUGAUGUGAAUCAAUGUGGCUCAGUGGAGACAGUAUUGGUUCAUCAAAACAACACAAGACACACCAAUAACACUUAGUAGCUUUGGUUCUAGCAAUGUGCUCACUAAAUGUACCUAUUUUUGGCAAUAAGAGGACUACAAUAUUUUCACAGUCCUGUUUUGUAAAUGUUUUGUUGUGUCGAGAAGAAAAAAUAGAAGAAGCUGUCUUUUUAAUACUAUGUCAAAGUUAAAAAGAAGUGUAUAACUGUAAAUUGUGUUCCAGUCAUUGCAUAUAGUGGUUUAGAGAGGUACAGGCAUAUUUUAGUGAUGUGACUGAUUAGGUUACAAAGGCCACAUCACGCUGGAUGGGAGAACAUCAGCUGUUCCAUCCAUCGCACAAGGCCUGAGGAAAAAGUAAUCCCAUGACAGACCUUUAUAUGCUCUUUGCCUUUCAGCUGUGGCUAAUUUAAUACCAGCAUAUUUGUCUACAUGAUGAGCUACAGUGUACACAGUUAGAAAAAUACAACUCAAGGUUGUAAUUGUUGUCACACAAACAUUUGUGGAUCUGCGCUCUGUGACACACAGCUGACAGGUGCAUCUCUCAUUCUCUGUGUCACAGCGACUCUGGAGCUCAGUAGCAUUAAAAGAAAUCAAUCCAAAGCACACUUGAUAGUUCUGAGGGAUACUAGACGAAUCGGUUGUGUCCUCAUAUUUCAUGAAGACAAUGUUUGUUUGAUACACUCUAAUUGUCUUUACGUCUGGUGUCACACAAAAGGCAAUAUUUCAAGUCUGAUACAUUUUUGGCAACUUGUGGAAGAAGUGCAGCAGAUGGGUGUUGCUUAUUACCUCAGUCCUGUGUGUUUUGUAACGAUGACCAGAGAACUUAUUUGAAGAUGACACGCUUAGGAAAAAAAAAGUGAAGUUGUUGCACUGUGAUUGGAGGUGAGGCUGAGAGCAGAUUUAAUUUGCACAUUAGUUGGCUCUUUGAAAUGGACUCAGUGAAGUGAAGGAUUUUUAUUUAUAGCUCAGUUUUUGCCAGUCUAACUUGAAUAUGUCAGGACAUUUGUUUUACUGUUUUUAAAUUUUGACAGUUGCCAAAUAGCCUGCAUACCACUGGUUGAUCCAUCAUCACAGCAUACACACACACACAAGUUUUCAUAUGAGCAUUACAAAGAACAUAAAGGAAAAUAGGAAUGUUAUCUAUAAUUUCAUGUAAAUAGGAAUUUGCUAUAACUAAAGAAUCAAUCUUUCUUUUAACGUUUGGAAUGGUUUAUGAAUUGAUAUAUGUAUAUGCUGUCUUCUUCCCCUCUGUGUCUGACACAGACAUUUUACAAGUUACUUUUACAAACCAUGGGAAGCUGAAUGCUGGACUGUUUCUAAAAUGGGGACUUCAAGUAAUAAUCAAAUAAUCAAAAAAAAAUGUGUAUGUUGUUAAUUAAGAAGAGAAACAUGUAUGUUCCCUUGUAUGAUCUACAUUUCUAAGAAGGAUUUGUAUCAAUAUUUUUGUGGUUGUUAAUGAUUAUAUGAAUAAUAUCUAUAAAGCUGACAAUAAUAAUAUUAUGUACUGUACAUCCAUCCAGUUCUCUCUCCAUUCCCUGUCAUCCUCUACAAUAAUCUUCAGUUGAUCAUUAAUGUAUUUCAGUAAUGUAUACAAAAGAAAAUCAAAUGACCUUAUGUAGGAGUGCUGUCUUUGAUACCAGUGUAGUGGUCUAUACACAGAUUUGUUAACCUUUAAAACUGUCACUCCCUUCGUCUCCUCUCACUCUUUCUCCCAGUAACUAGUGAUAGAUGUUCUGUAGUUACAAUAGACACUAUUAGCUUGUAUUCAUUAGAUGAUGUAGGACCAGUGAGGAUAGAACUUUCUGAUUUUUCCAUCUGGAAAAAAGCUGACAUUGAUUUCACCUGUAUUUUUAUUUUUCUGUUGACUCUCUGUUCUGUGCUGCUCUCACAUGGUUUCACCAAACCAAAGCUCUCUUUGAAAAUAUUUGAAGGAAGACAUGUUGUAAGUUGUUUGUGUAAACAAGGCAUUAAUUGGAUUACCACCCUUGAAUGUUAUAAAAAGGGGGUGUGCCAUACUACCUUAAAUGCUAAUGCUAGAUAUGCAAAACACUUUGAUUUGUUAUAAUUUGACAAGAGUUAAAGAGCAGGAGGGAUUUUAUUACACUGAUGAAACAGAUAACAUAUUUUUAUAUAGUUAUAACAGAUUAAUGAUAAUAACGAUAAUAACAAUAAUGACUAUUAUAAAUAUCAUUAAUCUGAGCUCUAUGUUUUAAUAUUUGUACUCUUGAAAUAUCCCAGUGGCUCAUGGUACUAUUUUUGAAUACUGUUUUUUUUUUUUUUUUUUUUUUUUUUUUACUUGUUAACUUCAGUACUUGUACAUUUCAGUUUGAACUCAUCAACACCUUAAAUGAUUUUUUAUUUACUCUUGACUCAUGGAAACAGCUCAUACUUUAAUCAGUGUUAGACUGCCAAUCACAAAACCAUGUUAUCCAUUUGCCUGCUGAUCAAGACACUACUCUAAUUUUGACUGAAAUACUUACAGAGCCUUAGAAACCUGCAAUAACUGUCUUUCCUGGACUUGCAGCAGUGCAAAGAUAACUGGUGAUUUGUACAGAACGGGUAGACAUUAGGAUGAGAUAAUAUAUCAAGCAAUGGCUUUGUGCUUUUACCAGAAGGUAUAGGAGCAAUGCUGGAGGUAGACAACACUCAUCGUCUCACUGUGCAGCCUAAAAAAUAUGUUGAUAUGCUACUAUUUUUCCACUACUUUGCAUUAGCAGGUAAUGUUUUUUGGGGGGACAAACCUGUAUAAAUCCAGACUAUGGUGGUCAUGGUUAAAAAACACCAGUGUUGGCUUCUGGUAGUUACAACAACAAAACAAAACAUAAACAGCAAUUUGUUAAAUUAGAAUUAGUUUUGUUUACUGAUAUAUCCAUCCAGAUCUCACCUCACCUUGUUGCUCUGUAACAACACGCUAUAUGUUAGAGUACUCUGAUUACUUUUUUGUUGAAAUGAGUGACAUAACGUGCUAUUUUUGCAAUUCAAGUAAUCAUGUUACAUUCUCAAAUAAGCAAUCCAUUACUGUUGCAACAAAACCAAAGCACAUUUGCAGUCUUUCUCUCCUACCACUAGCUUAACUAGUGGAAGGGAGAGAACAGCCUUUACAUCAUGGAAAUAUUCACAUUAUCUAGAAUUUGUGAAAAGGAGUGAGACACAGCUGCGAAGAAUUCUACUUCAGAUCUGAAAAAGCUUCUGCGAGCUAAGCACAGCUACACAACAGUGGUAGCAAGGCCUUGUUGAGGAGGAGGAGGAGAACGAUGCUGGUUCUGAAACAGCAACGGCUAUCUUUUUAGUUUAGUCCAGUGCUAACGCAAAAGUACAAGUUACUUUUCUCAGUAGGUAACUAACAUAAGAAGUUACUUUUUAAUAUCAGUAAUUUUGUAAUGUACCAAGUUUCUUUAAAGAGUAACAUUACCCAACACUGUCUGCAAAAUCCCCCAACUUCCUAUUGCUCCCUAUUUACUGUAGCUGUCAGAGGGCUGUUACACUUGAAUGUAAAUGUGUCAUUUUGGGUCUUUUUAUGUCCCUUUUCUUGGGAGGAUAAUCUCUCCAGACUCGGCUACCAGGACAGUUGUGAGGGACCGAACAGAAGCACAAAUAAAAGGCUUGUCCUGUUUUUUCCUACUACAGCAUAGCAUGGUGCAUUACCUGAAACUGCAGGUCUCUCUUGUGUCACAUACAAAUGUUCAUGUGACACAUUGUUAGACACAACAAGCUGUAAAAUCAAAAAGCUGAAAGUGUAGCUAGAAGCACUUGUGUAUUCAUGUGGAGUGUUACUUUUCACUGCUGCAUGAAUAUAACAAUGCUUCCUGUUUUUGCACUAAACACUGCCACAGAAUGGGAAUCUGCUGAUGCAACAUAGUAUCAUAUGAACAUAAUUUAUAGGACAGGUAUGUACAGAAGCACCUUACAGUGCCACGAAUGGCAUUUGAUCGAAAUCAUACCACUAACACACACAAUUUGGUGCCAUGUACCUUUUUACCAACACACUGUUUUCUUGUCUGUGGCUCAGCUGAGUUCAUGAGUGAUGAGCCUGUCCUCUGCCUCUGCAGCAAAGCUCAGCUUAGACCUGAGGUUUGGAAGAUUCAAGAAUUUCACUGUAGCACAGCACUGUGCCUUUAUUGACACUGGUGAGGGAGCUUAAACAAAUCUUCCACUGAUGAUAUAUUGUAUAUCCAUACAGCCACAUGAAAAUACAGCACACAGGAAUAUAGCUGGAGGUGGUCACAGAGAGUUCAUCACAGCUGGUCGUACAAGCCACUUUGGAAAUAAAGUGUUAUUAAAGUACGAGCUGUUUACCCUUUCAAGUAGCAGGUCCUGUUCCACAUGUUCUUAUGCAGUACACCAUCAUCGCUUCAGAUUGUUUAAAUUUGAUCUCAUAGCUUGCACUUUAAGGUAGCAUGGCUCUGUUGUUGCUGUACUUUACUUUAAUAUUGAUAGUUUACAGCUAAUGAAUGUUACACAUCUUGCUAGAUGAGUUCACCAUUGGAUAACUGUUGGCUAGAAAAAAAAGAGAAAACACAACAUAUGACCUGGAGGGUGUCGGAAUAUGUAUUGUGAGCGUACUACUGUAUCCACUUAAACUUGAAUCUUGAGGCAAGUGCUAGGUAAUGGCCAACCGCACAUCUUGUCACUGAAAUACAGCUCACGCCAAGAUGCUUAUGUACACACAGAUCAAAUGGUUAAAGUGUGUGUACACAUUGCUUGAUGGGGUAAAGUUAUGUGUGUAUAUAAACACACACACACACACACAUACUUUUUACCAUUAAGCAAAUGAAAUGAAACUGAUAAUACUACAAUAAUCUGCAGCUUUACCGACAACACACACUGACUUGAUGGUUUCCUGUUUUUAUAAGCGUUGCAGUCAUUAGUGUCUCAACAUGUAGCAGUAGAAACUUCACCUGGAGGUUGCUGAUUGCCUUGCCCAUUCCUGCCACUUGCCCAUUUUUUAAUGUUAACAGACUUUUUAACAUGAGAGCUGACUGAACGGACUGACUGAAAGCAUCUUUCAGGUCUUCUUGUAUGGCUUGCUCAAGCCCUGUUGUAAAAAAAAAAACAAAACAGAAACAAACAAACAAACAAAAGGAAAAAAAACAACAACAAAAAAAACAAAAAACAAACCAAAAAAAAAGAACAAGAACAAAAAAUGGAUGGGGGUCACUCACAUCCCAGAUGUGGAAAGUAUAAUUUUAUAUUUGUAUUUUCAAAUACUGAUAAUAAAAGAUGUUUGUCAAAGGUUUCCAUCCUCUACUCUGGUCCAGAAAUCAAUGUGUUUGUCUAAAAAAUGAAAUAAAACUGUUUUCAACCA